GUUGAAUUAUUUAUACUUAUACUUACACUUGCAAUAAAAUGUUAAAUCUCCAUGUUAAAAAUUAUUUUUAAAUUAAUGGUCAUUUAGCUAUGGCUAAACAUUUUAUACUGUUAUUUAUGAUUCGAGAAACACUACAGAUGUUUGCGGAAAGCAAAGAAAGAAGCAUAGUUAGCGGGCAAGUUCUGUCUACAUUAACUAUACCGAAAGAAUAUGGAAUAUACUUUGAAGUAUAUUUAAGUUCAUUUUCAAGCUCCUUUACAAACCUUAUCCAUUUAACAACAGGAGAUAAUGAAUGUUAUGGAUGCAGAAUUUCUACAAUAUUUUUAGGUAAUGAAAAUACAAUAGUCGUGGCACCAAUUAACGGUAAUGGUAACUAUUAUGCAACAACAAACCUAUUGACAAUAAAAAUUUGGAACAAAGUUAUUAUAAGACAAUACAUGAAAAAUGGAUUUUAUAUUAACGCUGCUAUAAUAAAUGGAAAAACAGUUUACUCAGUGCAAAAUAACGAUGUAAGAACUUUUGAAAACGUCAAAAUUUAUGUCAGUGAUAUCUGGUAUGCUCCACAACCAGGAUACAUAAGAAAUUUUAUUGUAACAAACCCUUGUCUUAUAAAUACCUGUGGAUUAUUAUUGGCAUUGUCUAGCAGCAGUCAAAACAAUGAAAUAAAUCUUUGCAUAAAUAUGACAACAGACUGUAUAUGCUCCAUCCGGAAUGUAACUUUAUAUCUGCAAUCAGAAUCAAUGUUAACCUUAAAAUCUUUUGUUUGGGAUGGUAUCAAGACAGAUAACUCAUUUGUGGAGAAAAAUAGUAAAUUAUCUGUUGUUCAUAUAAAUGAAAUUUUAGAAGACUCUUAUGUAGCUGCCAUAGCAGUUUACGGUGUAAAUAUCUCUACUGCAAAAGCAAAUGUGUCUAUUGCUGUGUAUUCAAGUUGGAUUUAUGGUGGCGAAGAUCCUGUCUUUAAAGUUAAUCAACAAACAAUCUCAACAACAAUUGAAAGACCAAUAUCACCAGUGAUUAAAAUGAGUUCAGCAUGGAACUAUAAGCAAUUAAACGGAACCAUAUUACAGACUAAGACACAUCAAUUUAUAUGUGGAACUGUGCAGAUUAGACAACCAUCUCCAUGUUACCAGCGUGAAGUAUCAUCAGGAAUAAUCAAGUUUCUUCCGAUUCAUUUGCUAGAUGUGUUUGCUUACGACUCUAACACAAUGCUUAUUUACGGGCACACCACACGAAAUAAUAUAGUUGAAGUAAACAUAUCUAAAAAUAUACCUAAUGUUAUAUCAAAGCAAAAAUGUUCCGAAUUGAAAGUGUGUGGUUUAUUUGUAGAUAAACAAUAAAUUAAAGUUUUUAGGAUUUUGUAAGCUCCUUGAAAUUAAAAUAUUUUUUUCAAAAAAAAUUUUUUUUUUUAAAUUUAAAUUUAUUUGGUAAAAUUUACAAUACCGAUUUUAUUUAACUAUAUUUAUUUGUGAAUGCACAGAAAUUGUGAGUUACGGGGUUAAAGAAGUGGGUGCAAAAAUCCUUAUUAUUGUAAUUAUGAAUUAAUCGAAUAUUGUUUGUUGCUCAUAGUUGCAGUAAAAAGGUUGUGAUUAGCAAUUUUUAAAAAAUUUUGUAGAUAAGUAAUUUUUUCAAAUUUUUACAUAAAACAGAUGUAUGAGAU
This is a messenger RNA of Hydra vulgaris (swiftwater hydra), 1657 nucleotides long. RefSeq lists its product as uncharacterized. NCBI's taxonomy places the organism in Eukaryota, Metazoa, Cnidaria, Hydrozoa, Anthoathecata, Hydridae. The record is from RefSeq and is a predicted model, not a curated record.